AUGAAUCUAGGCUUAUCCAGAAGACCAAGCGGAAGCUCAAUUGCUCUUGAAAAAUUCAUUAAAUGCAGAGACAAUCUCUCAAAACCAUCACCAAGACUCUGGCCAGAUGAUCCCAAACCUCGUACCACACAUCUCGACGUCGUUGUCGAUCUCCAUCAUCCGAUACUCAAAAAGCUUGAAUCUUUAAGAUCUGUGAAUGAAUUUGACCUAGUUUAUUCCCAGAUUCUAGUCUCUGGACUGCUCCAGAACUCUCUUGUUUCAGGACGAGUGAUUAAAAAGCUCUGCACAUGUUUUGGUUCUGUUUCACGAGCUGUUUCUGUUUUCGAUUCCGUCAUUGAACCUAAUGCGUUUCUGGGUAACACUAUUUUGAGAUGUUUCGUUAAUUUAAAACAACCCUUUGGUGCGUUGAGGUUUUACUACGACAAAAUUGUUGGUAGAUGUGUCUUGUGUAACCAUUACACGUUUCCGUUGAUGGUAAAGGUGUGUGGGGAAGCUGGAUUGGUGAAAGAUGGAGAAAAGAUUCAUGCUUUGGUUUCCAAGUACGGGUUUGUUUCGGAUUUGUUUGUUAGGAACUCGUUGAUUCAUAUGUACUUGGUUUGUGGACGAGUCCGAGAUGCAGAGAAGGUGUUUGAUGGUGGGUAUAUGGUUGAUUUGGUUAGUUGGAAUUUGAUGAUUGAUGGGUAUGUGAAGAAUGGGUUAAUAGAUGUUGCACGUGAGUUGUUCGAUGAAAUGCCUAAGAGGGAUGUUUUUAGUUGGAACUCUAUGCUUUGCGGUUAUGCGAGGAUUCAGGAUAUGGAGGAGGCACGGUAUUUGUUUGAGAAUAUGCCUGCUCCUGAUGCUGUUUCUUGGAACUCUAUGAUUGACGGUUAUGCGGCAGUGGGAGAUGUAACAAUGGCGCGGGGAUUUUUCGAUAGAAUGCCACGAAGAAAUGUUGUUUCUUGGAAUACUAUAUUGGCUCUGUAUGUUAGGAUCAAGGAUUACACAGAAUGUCUUAGACUUUACGAAGUAAUGGUGGAUAAAGGAGAUGGAUUGAAGCCAAACAAAGCGUGUGUCAUGAGCGCCUUGACUGCUUGUGGAUAUUUAGGCCAGAUUGAGAUUGGUAGGCAGAUUCAUUCAUAUGUGACAAGCAAUAAGAUUAAACCCGAUGUGCUUCUUUCAACUGCUCUGCUUACAAUGUAUGCUAAAUGUGGUGCAAUGGAUAUGGCUAGAGAGGUUUUUGAUGGGAUGGAAGAGAGAAGCAUCGUGUCGUGGAACUCUAUGAUCAUUGGAUAUGGCAUGCUAGGGCAUGGAGAGAAAGCUACAGAGAUGCUUGUCGAUUUGGAAAAGGAUGGAAACGUUUUCCCAAAUGGUGCUACUUUGGUUUGUGUUUUGUCUGCAUGUGCAAAUGCUGGGAUGGUUCUAGAAGGUUGGUGGGCCUAUGAUCGGUUAACACGAAUCUAUAAAGUUGAACUUAAAUUAGAGCACCAUGGCUGCUUGGUUACUCUCCUUGGCCGAGCAGGUUUGACUAAAUACUCGGAAGAACUGAAAGAAAAGUCCACGUUUGUUCUCUCUUCUCGUUGGACACUCGAGAAUCCUGACAUUGGAGAAAUCUUGGCGAAGCGGCUCAUGAGAUUGCAGCCAAAUGACAUAGGGCCAUAUGUGCUACUAUCAUAUAUUUACGCUGUUGAUGGAAAGUGGGAGGAAGUGGAGAAAGUGAGGAAGAUGAUGGAUGAGAAAAUGCUGUGUAUAGCAAGUAACUUAAGUUGCAUGACCAGUGUUGUAUACUCUAUGUUGUGUGAGAUAGGCUCUGAUUUAAAGAUUAUGAAGUAA
Molecule: messenger RNA, 1809 nt
Organism: Camelina sativa (false flax)
Lineage: Eukaryota; Viridiplantae; Streptophyta; Magnoliopsida; Brassicales; Brassicaceae
Product: pentatricopeptide repeat-containing protein At3g29230-like
Biological process (GO): RNA modification
Molecular function (GO): protein binding; RNA binding
Source: RefSeq, a predicted model, not a curated record